UAAAACGAAAGUUCCCGGACAUUACGGUUGAUGGGAAUUAGUGCCUCAACAAUACAAGGAUCAGAUCCUUGCCAUAAUUCAGUACUAUUAUCAAAUAGCGGGCCGCGAGGAUUUCUUAAAGUGUUUAAAUGGUAUCGAUCGAGAGAUGAAAGACCGAUACCGCAAUAGGAAAACACUAAGACACAAACACUUUGAGAAAUACUACAAUGGACCGGAGGAUUGGGAUAAGGUUCUAAACAACCCAACCAAUGAUGUUAACAAGGAGGAGUGGAAGCAGAUUUGUCAGUUAUUUACAAGUCCACAAUUUAUUGCGCGCUCCAUAAAGAGUAAGGAAAAUCGGAAGAAACAAAAGUAUUCUACAACACAGGGUACAAAAUCGCUGGCAGCCGUCCGUUUUGAAAAAACGAACCCGGACCUCAUUGAGUCAUGGAAGGAUUAUCAUUGGAAGAAAUCAAAAAAUGAUUUCGUGAACGAUGAUGCUCGCCAAGAUUAUGAAAAACUGAAGGCUGAUUUUGAGUUACGAACUCAGCAAACAUCCACUGAUGCUUCUAAUAAUGAUAGUCCGUCAUCAGUUGAUCAGGAGGAGGUGCUACAAAAAGUAUUAGGCCAAAGGCGUGGACAUGAGCGAGGAGUGGGCCGCAAAUUGAAGGGGUCGGGGUCGAGGUCAUCAUCUACCCAACACUCUCACUUCAGCGAGUCUCAAGUUCCUCCUCAUCAUUCAAGAGAAUAUAUAGAAAAUCUGGAGAAUAAUUUACAGAAAUUGACUGAUCAAGUUAAUUUCUUAACUCAAUAUUUUGUACCUUCAUUUCGUCCACCAAACGUUCAGAUGCCGCAUGUGCCUGAUAGUGACAAUACUUCUAGGGCUUCAUCUUCUCAACCUCCAGCUCCAACUCAUCCUUCUAUGUACAGGGCAGCGCCGUCUUAUCAUAUGGUACCUCCAUAUAUGUACGGAGCAACACCUUAUCCGUGUCCGAUUCCACUGUCCUCCCAGCCAUCGUAUCCCUACAUGUAUGGAGCUGGAUCGUCCACAUUACCUCCCCAAUAUCCUUGGCCGAUGCCGCCACCGCAGCAAUCACAACCACAGCCACCGCAACAACCACAACAAGAAGACAAUAGGGAGGAGGACGAGGCAAUUGACUUAGGAGACUAAGUUUAUAUUUUUAUUAAUUAUUGUUAAAUUUUAUGAAUAAUAUGAAUAUUUGUUAUGUUAAUGUAUUAUGAAUAUUUACAAUUGUUAUUUUAAUAUACUAAUUUGAAUAUUUAAUAUAAUAUUUUUAUUUUUAAUA
Messenger RNA from Humulus lupulus (European hop), 1286 nucleotides. RefSeq lists its product as uncharacterized. Lineage: Eukaryota; Viridiplantae; Streptophyta; Magnoliopsida; Rosales; Cannabaceae. The transcript has 5 exons. Bases 146 to 1150 code for a protein of 334 amino acids. The record is from RefSeq and is a predicted model, not a curated record.